AAGAAAGAUGCGUCGAUAAUAGAUAUGCUCACUGUUAUGUGGGCCCAUCAUGUGAUGAAACUAAGAAAUGCGGAAUGUGUGAAGCCACAAGACACAACACAAGUAGUUACGCAGAUGAUUGUCAAAAAUAUUGUAGAUGCAGUGAUAGGGACAUGUAUAUCGAGCAAUGUGCCAGCGGCCUGUACUACGAUAAAAUCUCAGGAGAAUGUGCCUGGCCUGAAAACGUAGAUUUAAAAUCGCACUGCUCGCUGAUAACUGACUGUACCAGAACUUCCAAGUUAAUACCCCAUAAUUAUCAAUGUAACCUAUACUAUAGAUGCGAAGACGGAAACAAAUAUCUCGCAGAAUGCCCUGGUGCAUCAUCUUUUGAUUAUGUACUUGGAACCUGUGUAGAUAAAGAGGCCCAUUGUUAUCAUGAAUAUUCGACAAAUAGAAUGGUCGAUUACUGUAUAGGGCACUGUCCGGAGCAGACGUCUUCUAGUCCGAUUAUCCGUUUGCAACACAGAGAUUGCAACAAAUACUGCAUAUGUUCAAUGGGGGCUCCUUAUGUCGUCACUUGCCCUGGAUGUAGUCGGUAUGACAGUCAACAGCAGACCUGUGUACCUUCAGUUCUUUGCAACUGCGACUUACGAGCAAGCAAAACUUUGUGGUCGGAUAUACCAUUUGUAAAUAAUUUUCUUUAAAACGUAAUGCUGCUUUUAUAUAUUGUCUAAUUUAUGUAGUCUUUUAGGACGACUGCAUUAAACUUAAUCACAGAUCGCAAAUUUUCUGUAAAUAAUAAAAUUAAAAAUAAGUGACACCAUUCAAUUAGCAUUCAUUCUCAUACGUAUACAUACCACGAAAAGAUAUUAAUUUAAUUAUAUUCGAUUCAUCGCCAUGUAUAUUGUUACGAUUUUAUUUUGUAAAAGUGCGACUGAUUAGCAAAAACAUUACCAUAAAUGUAGUAGUUACAUACAAAGCAAAUGUAAGUCAAAGAUACCAUGUAAAAUAUAAAAGAUCGGAUUGUAAAACAUUCUAUGGAAAUAAAAGUUGUUCGAUGUUGCAUUAUAUUCUAUUUUGUUAAAUAACUUAUCAAAUUGGAUGUAUACCUAUAUGGAACC
Molecule: messenger RNA, 1100 nt
Organism: Bombus terrestris (buff-tailed bumblebee)
Lineage: Eukaryota; Metazoa; Arthropoda; Insecta; Hymenoptera; Apidae
Exons: 1
Coding region: 75-683 (202 amino acids)
Cellular component (GO): extracellular region
Molecular function (GO): chitin binding
Source: RefSeq, a predicted model, not a curated record